UUAAAUAGUCCUGUGUUUGUUUGUCAGGGUUGAGUGCUUUGGUUUGAGCUGUGGCAGAGCUUUGGUUGAGCUCUGUUGGCUUGUUUUUGGAGUUGGUUGCGAGUGCUUGGUUUCUUUGUUGGUUUAUUGUAUUGUCUUUAGUUAUUACACAUUUGUUUAAACCUUAUUACUUUAGUUGUUAGCAGCCUACUUUAGUUUUGUCUUUGUCUUUGUUAAUUAUUUUGUUGUGCGCACAGGGUCAAUAAGGAUAGGUAAGAUACCCUGGGGUUUACAUAUUUCAUACACGUAGGUUUACCUGUUGUUAAUACCCUAGGUUAGAGUGAGCACCACCCACUGUACUUUUUGGGUGCAAAGCACCUGUCAAUGGGGGGGUGGGUUUUGUUAUGUUCUUUUCUUUGGUGCCACUGACAGUCCUUGUUGAUCCCUGUGUUGCCUUUUUUGUAAAUAAACACUUUAUAUUGAAUUCACCUUUAGUCUUGGAUUUUGUGUGACUGCACCCUCACUUGCCCAAACCUGUUGCCCUUAUGUUGCGUCCUACUCCGAGCCACCAGGGGGCGUAACAUAAAUUGGGGGCUCGUCCGGGAUCCUUGAUCCUUUUAAGCAACGGGUUUGAUGAGUGUUGGUGUGCAGUGCACACGUCAAGUAGGCUGGUAGUGUUGGUUAGGUUGGUAAAGUUUUGGCUUAAGGCUAUUUUGAGAAAAAAUUAGUGUGUUUAACCUUGAGGGUUUUCUUAGUGAUCCUUCUGUGGAUCAGAUUGAUCGCUGCAGAAAAAAAGAUUUGUAUGCCAUUGCGGCACAUUUUUAAUUUGAAGCAUCAGCAGGUCUGCUUAAAGCAGAAUUGAAAGAAGCUGUUGUACAGAUGUUAGUACACGAAAAAGUGUUUGGUACUGGCAGCGGUGCGACUGCUAGUGAGCCUACUAUUUCCCCAUCCUUGUCUUCUAGCUCAGAGAAGGAGAGCAGGGAGGAAGAAGUAGUUGAGAGAGGGCUGGUUGAGAGUGAGCCAGUUCCUGUAGAUACAGACGCUAAUGUGGAGUUUAAGCCUCCUCGUACUGUGCCCCGAUUCUCUCCGUUUUCCUUACCUAGGGUAAGUGAUGAUGCCCGCCAUAGGCUACGCAUAGCACGUUUGCAACUGGAGGCUCAGGAAAAAGAUAGAGAUGCCGAAUACAGUCACAAGUUGGCUAUUCGGAAGAUGGAGCUAGAGAUGGAGGCGGACACCGCCAACCGCAAAAUUGAAUUAGAGAUAGCUGCAGAAAAAGAGGUGAAGCUUAAGCGCCUAGAACUGGAAGCUGCUUCUCUGAGUUCAGCUCAAUCACCUGGUCAUAGGUCCAUACAUUCUGAUCCCUCUGCGCCUACGAGAGGUUUUGAGGUGAGCAGAAAUGUUGUUUUGGUACCUCAAUUUCGUGAGGCGGAAGUAGAUGCCUAUUUUACUGCGUUUGAGCGAGUUGCCACCUCACUGAAAUGGCCAAAAGAGGUCUGGUCGAUACUGCUUCAGUGUAAACUGACAGGUAAGGCCCAGGAAAUUUUAGCUGCACUUUCUCUAGAAGAGAGUUUAUGUUAUGAAAGUAUUAAGACAGCUGUGCUUCGUGCCUACGAACUAGUGCCUGAGGCCUAUAGACAGAAAUUUAGAACUUUUAAAAAAAUGUCUAAUAAAACCUUUGUUGAGUUCGCCCGUGAGAAGGAGAUUUUGUUUAAUCGAUGGUGCACGGCAAGCAACGCGAUAAAUUUUAACACUCUGUCACAAUUGGUUCUCAUUGAAGAGUUUAAGAAUAGUCUGCCUGAUCGUAUUGUGACGUAUCUCAAUGAGCAAAAGGUAGGGACAUUAGCGGAGGCUGCUGUGCUUGCCGAUGAGUUUGUUUUAUCGCACAAACAAACUUUUGUGAGUCCCCGAUAUGAGAGUAGGUCUUUUACUCCUUCUGCCUCGGCUAGAAUGCCGUCUAGUCCUCCACGUCCAUUGCCACUCCGCUCCACUGAGGAACGAGAGUGUUUCUAUUGUCACCAAACAGGUCACGUAAAGAAUGACUGUUUUAUGUUGAAACGCAAGCUGUCACAGCCAAGCAAACAACCAAAAGAGGUUUUGUUAGUGCGAACGUUGGUGGGUCCAGUGUCCCUAGCCCCGGAGAUGGAGGGUGACAAUCUGGAACCCUGUUAUAAACCGUUCAUGUUGGACGGGUUGGUUUCUCUCAGCGCAAAUGCGUUGAACCAGUGUCCAGUGCGUAUCCUUAGAGAUACUGGCGCAGCACAGUCUUUUAUCUUAUCGGAUGUGUUACCUUUUAGUAAUGACUCUUUAAGUGGCUCUAGUGUGCUUGUGCAAGGCAUUGAAAUGGGGUUUGUGUCUGUGCCUCUCCAUGAGAUACAUUUAUCCUGUGACUUAGCAAAUGGAGUGUUUAAAGUGGGUGUGCGCCCAUCUUUGCCUGUUAGAGGCGUCACAUUUCUACUAGGGAAUGACAUCGCUGGUGGCAAAGUGAUGCCAGUUUUAGAAGUUCUAGAACGACCUGAGAUUUUGCAGCCUGAUGUGUUGGCUCAGGACUUCCCUGAAGUGUUCCCUGUGUAUGUGGUCACUCGUGCUCAAGCACGUAGUUUGGGUGAAGCAGUUGUUUUGUCGGAUACUCUGUUCGCAACUGAGUUGACCGGCCAGACUGUUUCUCCACCUGUGUUUCCUCAGUCUACUGCUGAGCCGAGUGUCCAGCCUAAGGUUCAAUGUGAUACUUCCACCAAAGAGACAACUAGGUUGCCUAUGAUUAGAAGUAAUCUGAUUGCUGCUCAGAAAGAGGACGUGACUUUGGUGAAGUGUUUUGAUGCGGCUCUUGCUCCAGAGAGCGCUAAAAAUAAAGAAAGUGAUCAUUUUGUUGAAAAUGAUCUCUUGAUGCGGGGAUGGAAUUCUCGCGCUGAGUUUAAUAAUGACUGGACUAAUGUCUUUCAAAUUGUUGUGCCUACACCGUACCGACAGUCCGUUCUAUCUCUGGCUCAUGAACAUCUCUGGUCUGGUCAUCUAGGUAUUACAAAAACCUAUGACCGAGUGUUGCGACAGUUCUUCUGGCCAGGUUUGAAGCGAGAUGUGUCGUUGUUUUGCCGUACAUGCCAUGUAUGUCAGGUCACGGGGAAGCCUAAUCAGGUUAUAAAGCCUGCGCCUCUUCACCCGGUCCCAGCUAUAGGGGAACCGUUUGAGCAUGUACUUGUGGAUUGUGUUGGCCCUCUGCCAAAAACGAAAUCUGGUAACCAGUUCCUGUUGACCAUAAUGUGUGUAGCUACCCGGUACCCUGAGGCGAUCCCUCUUAGGAGCAUAACAGCUCAGUCAGUAGUAAAGGCCCUGAUCAAGUUCUUUUCUACUUUCGGGCUCCCUAAGAUCGUGCAAACCGAUCAAGGUACCAACUUCCUUUCGGGUUUUUUUGAACAGGUUUUAACAUCACUGUCUAUAUCACACAGAAUCUCGAGUGCUUAUCACCCGGAGUCACAGGGCGCGCUCGAAAGAUGGCAUCAGACGUUUAAGUCAGUGUUGCGGAAAUAUACCAUGGAGAGUGGUAGGGAAUGGGAUGAAGGAGUCCCUUUGGCUUUAUUUGCAGUUAGGGAAAUAGUGACUCCUGACUCGGUUGCAGGCUGUGAGCCCUACGGCAGUGAGUGA
Molecule: messenger RNA, 3618 nt
Organism: Gadus macrocephalus (Pacific cod)
Lineage: Eukaryota; Metazoa; Chordata; Actinopteri; Gadiformes; Gadidae
Exons: 3
Coding region: 859-3618 (919 amino acids)
Biological process (GO): DNA integration
Molecular function (GO): nucleic acid binding; zinc ion binding
Source: RefSeq, a predicted model, not a curated record